Molecule: messenger RNA, 829 nt
Organism: Scatophagus argus
Lineage: Eukaryota; Metazoa; Chordata; Actinopteri; Scatophagidae
Gene: mrps17
Product: mitochondrial ribosomal protein S17
Exons: 3
Coding region: 179-625 (148 amino acids)
Biological process (GO): mitochondrial translation
Cellular component (GO): mitochondrial small ribosomal subunit; ribosome
Molecular function (GO): structural constituent of ribosome
Source: RefSeq, a predicted model, not a curated record
AUCGUGUGUUAAUGUCAAGUAAAGUCGGUGUUGUCUGUAAUUCCUACCAUUCACUGAAUUCGGUGAUGAAGUUAACACUGACGUUAGCUGCAACAAAGCUAAGUGUCGGCCCAGUUUGUCUUCUCAUGUCCUACUUUUAUAAUCUAAAUUUGCAAAGGUUUUGGUGGAGCUUUUCAGAAUGUCGGGUAGACAUGUAUCAGUCCAUGCGAAAUGGGUCAUCGGCAGAGUAAUCGGAACCAAGAUGCACAAAACUGCAAAAGUGCGAGUCACGAGGCUGGUGAUGGAUCCUUACCUGCUCAAGUAUUACAACAAGAGGAAGACCUACUUUGCCCAUGAUGCUUUACAACAGUGCACUGUGGGUGAUAUCGUCCUUCUCAAGGCUCUGCCUGAGGCCAGAUCCAAACAUGUGAAGCAUGAACUGUCUGAGAUAGUGUAUAAAGUUGGUCGGGUGGUUGACCCACUCACGGAAAAAAGAGUUGCAGGACCUGAGUUUUUGGAGCCUCUGACUGACCUUCCACUCGACCUGCAAGAGCAUACGUCAUUAUCAGAAAAACUGCAGGCACUCAACAUCUCUGCUGCGUCCACUAAAUCUGAUACUCCGUUACCUCAAACUCCCACUUCAUGAAUGAAAGCCACAUUCUUUGGUGCAGUACUGUUAGCUGAAAUGUCACUCUGCGCUUAUGUUUCUGUUUCACAUGUUAAUGUAAAUGUGUAAAUGAUAAUCAGUGCGUUAAUUCAUGUGGAGAGUCGAAAUACAUUUACACCCUGCCACCUGCUCAGGUGGUUUUAAAUUUAAGAAGAAAUUUAUAAUAAAAUGACUAGCUGAGAA